CUGACAGGUUUCCUCCAGUAAGAGGUGACUCUUGAAGCUCUGCAGAAACAAGUGUGUGUGUGAUUUCAAGGCACGAUGGCUGCAAAAGUGGUUCCUAUACCCCUAAAGCCAAAGAGGUCCUUUAUACUGAGAGUUCCUCCUAACUCCAAGCUGGGCCAAGGUCUACUCCGAGAUGCUACUAGUGGGCCCAAGACCAUUCACCAGCUGGUUCUGGAGCACUUCCUCACCUUCUUGCCCAAGCCAAGCCUAGUCCAGCCCAAUGAGAAAGUCAAGGAGACCUUGGUUAUUGUGAAGGAUGUGAGCUCAAAUCUUCAGAACAGAGUGCAACCUCAUCCCUUAGUGAAGCUUCUACCCAGAGAAGGAAUCCAGCAGAAACAAGAGACAGUGUCUCUGUGUUUGAAAGCUGAGUCUGAGGAGCUGGUGGUCUUUGAGGAUUUGAAUGUAUUUCACUCCCAAGAAGAGUGUGUAAGCUUGGAUCCUGUUCAGCAGCCCACCUCAGAGAUUCAAGACAACAGCAUUGGGGAGAUGAUGUUACUGGUCAGUGACAGUAAUCCUGAGGGUGAAGAUCUUCAGAAAGAACCUGUAGAGAAUGAAGAUCAGAGAGAAAAGUCUUCAGAUUGUGAUGAAAUUGAUUGCUCCAUGGUCUCUGAGCAACCUCCAGAUUGCCAGAAAGAGGAAAGACUAAAUACAUCCAUUCCAAAGGAAAGGAAAAUGAGAAAUCUUUUAGUUACCAUCGAAAAUGAUACUCCACUAGAGGAACUCUCAAAAUAUGUGGAUAUCAGUGUUAUCGCACUUACCAGAAAUCGGAGAACAAGAAGGUGGUAUACUUGUCCACUGUGUGGGAAACAGUUUAAUGAAAGUUCUUACCUUAUUUCCCACCAGAGGACUCACACUGGAGAAAAACCCUAUGACUGUAGUCACUGUGGGAAAAGCUUCAAUCAUAAAACAAACCUUAAUAAACAUGAGCGAAUCCAUACAGGAGAGAAACCUUAUUCAUGUUCUCAAUGUGGGAAAAACUUUCGUCAGAAUUCUCAUCGGAGUCGCCAUGAAGGAAUCCAUAUAAGGGAGAAGAUAUUUAAGUGUCCAGAAUGUGGGAAAACCUUCCCAGGAAACAAAGAAUUUGUGAUUCAUCUGCAGAGUCACGAGGCUGAGAGACCAUAUGGUUGUACAAAGUGUGGGAGGAGGUUUGGUCGGCUGUCAAACUGUACCCGGCAUGAAAAAACCCAUUCAGCAUGUAAGACCUGAAAACAGAAGUGGGAUCGGGAAAGGUCUGAUGGUCCUGCCUCAACCUGA
Lipotes vexillifer (Yangtze River dolphin) is the source of this 1293-nucleotide messenger RNA. RefSeq names its product zinc finger protein 200 (gene ZNF200). Gene Ontology annotation, biological process: regulation of transcription by RNA polymerase II. Gene Ontology annotation, molecular function: DNA-binding transcription factor activity, RNA polymerase II-specific; RNA polymerase II cis-regulatory region sequence-specific DNA binding. The transcript is spliced from 4 exons. NCBI's taxonomy places the organism in Eukaryota, Metazoa, Chordata, Mammalia, Artiodactyla, Lipotidae. The record is from RefSeq and is a predicted model, not a curated record.